This is a messenger RNA of Spathaspora passalidarum NRRL Y-27907, 1377 nucleotides long. RefSeq names its product Gap1p (gene GAP1). NCBI's taxonomy places the organism in Eukaryota, Fungi, Ascomycota, Pichiomycetes, Serinales, Debaryomycetaceae. The coding region runs from base 1 to 1377 and encodes 458 amino acids. The record is from RefSeq and is a predicted model, not a curated record. Gene Ontology annotation, biological process: amino acid transmembrane transport. Gene Ontology annotation, cellular component: membrane. The transcript has a single exon. Gene Ontology annotation, molecular function: amino acid transmembrane transporter activity.
AUGCAAGGUUUGGGGGAAUUAUCAGUUACAUUCCCAAUAUCGGGGUCAUUUAAUGUUUUUGCAAGUAGGUUUAUUGAACCAGCAAUUGGAUUUGCGGUUGGAUGGAAUUAUUUCUUGCAAUUCUUUGUAUUAUUGCCAUUUGAGUUGAUUGCAGGUGCCAUAACGAUCAAAUAUUGGAAUAGUUCUAUAAAUUCGGAUGUAUUUGUGAUAAUAUUUUGGGUAUUCGUUGUGUUCAUCACCUUGUUAGGUGUCAGAUGGUAUGGUGAAGCUGAAUUCAUGUUCUCAAUGGUCAAAGUUAUUGCUGUGAUUGGAUUCAUUAUUCUCAGUGUGGUAUUGAUUUGUGGUGGUGGACCUUCUCAUGAUUUCAUUGGUGGAAAAUACUGGAAUCAUCCUGGACCAUUUGCCAAUGGAUUUAAAGGGGUUUGUUCCGUCUUAGUCACUGCAGCCUUCAGUUAUGGUGGUACAGAAAUGGUAGGAUUAACAGCUGCCGAAACUCCUAACCCAAGAAAAUUCUUACCUAAAGCUAUUAAACAAGUUUUCUGGAGAAUCGUUAUCUUUUAUUUGCUUUCAAUCACCAUGAUUGGUACAUUGGUUGCUUAUGAUGAUACCAGAUUAAUGGGUCUGAGUAGUGUCGACGUCACAGCCUCUCCAUUUGUCAUUGCCAUUGUUCACGGUGGUAUCAAAGGUUUACCCAGUGUCAUUAAUGCUGUCAUCUUGCUUGCGGUAUUGUCAGUGGGUAACUCUUCCGUAUAUGCCACUUCAAGAUCGUUAAACUCUUUGGCAGAGCAAGGAAUGGCACCUAAAUGGACAGGUUAUGUUGAUAGAAAAGGAAGACCAUUAGUUGCUAUUUUAGUAACUGAUGUUUUUGGUCUCUUUGCUCUUAUUGCUGCAAGUGACAAGCAAGAAGAAGUAUUCAACUGGUUAAUGGCUCUCUCUGGAUUGAGUUCCAUUUUUACUUGGUUAUCUAUAAACAUCAGUCACAUAAGAUUUAGAGCUGCCAUGAAAGCACAAAACAGAUCAAUCUCAGAAUUGCCUUAUGUAUCUCAAUGUGGUGUUUGGGGAUCUUACUAUGGUGCUAUUUUAAAUGUGUUAGUUUUGGUGGCUCAAUUCUGGAUUGCAUUGUUUCCUUUAAAUGGUUCCCCCAAUGCAUCCGAUUUCUUCCAGUCUUACUUAGGUUUGCCAGUUACUAUCGCCACUUGGCUUGGUUAUAAGUUAUGGAAGGGUGAUUGGAGAUUGUUUAUUCAUGCUAAAGAUAUUGAUAUUGAUACAGGUAGAGCACAUGUUGAUUUAGAUCUCUUACAACAAGAAGUAGCAGAAGAACAGGCUGCCUUGGCUGAAAAACCUUUCUUCAUUAGAUGGUACAGAUUUUGGUGUUAA